CUAUCUAUCACCAUGUUACUCGACCUCACCACCUCCGUCAUCCUCCUCUCCCUCACCCUCAUCUACCUAACCCUCCACACCAUCUACACCCUAACCAUCCACACCCUCUCCAAAUACCCCGGCCCCCUCCCCUGGCGUCUCUUCCCCCUCCCCUCCCUCCUCUGCAUGACCCGCGGCCACCUCCCCCACACCCUCCAUACCCUGCACACCACCCACGGCCCCAUCAUCCGCACCGCGCCCAACGAACUCUCCUUCACCUCCCCCGCCGCCUGGCGCGACAUCUACACCCCCUCCUCCCCAUCCACCAUCUUCCCCCGCCCCGACCAACUAAAAGACCAACCCCCCGGCAAAACUGCCCCCAACCUCAUCGCCUGCUCAGAACCCCAACACACAACCUUCCGAAAGAUCCUCGCGCCGGGGUUCUCCCCCACCGCUGUUGCAUAUCAGGAGAGAACGGUCCAGAAAUACAUCACCCUGCUACUCACCAAACUCGAGCACCAAAUAACCCAGGGGGAAAGGGGCAAAGGGAGGGGACAUGUAGAGGUUGAUAUCGUGGAAUGGAUCAACUACCUCGCCUUCGACAUCAUCGGGGAUAUCACCUGGGGCCGAUCAUUCGGAUGUUUAGAGGGAUUGAGAUAUCAUUCGUGGAUUCAGACUGUUCAGCAGUUCAAAGGGGCCGUGGUGGUGGGUGCGUUGAAGUAUUAUCCUUUUAUGUAUUGGUUGGUGAUGAAGAUUACACCGAAAGAGGCGCUGCGGGGGGUUAUGGAGAUGUGGCGAGUUACGGAGGAGCGGGUGAGAGAACGGGUGGAUGGUGGUGAUGGGGGUGAUUUGGUAGGUAUCAUGAUGAAGGGGAUGAGUCGAGAGGAAAUCGAGGUCAAUGCCAUGUUGAUUGUUGCGGCGGGGAGUGAGUCCGUGACGACGGUGGUGACGGGGACGGUGAAUUAUCUACUGCGGGAGCCGGAGAAGAUGUCGCGGUUGGUGGGGGAGUUGAGGAGGUUCCAGUCAGAGGAGGAAAUUACAGGAAUGGCCGUGAAGGGGCUGCCCUAUCUGAAUGCGGUGGUGAAUGAAGGCAUGAGGCUGUGUCCGACCAUUCCGGAUGGGAUGCGCAGGGUGGUGCCCGACGGAGGCGCCGUGAUUGCCGGGGAGUUUGUCCCGGGGGGUACGACGGUGUCGGUGUGUCAGUGGGCGUGUUAUCGGUCGGAGAGCAAUUUCGGGGAGCCGGAUGCGUUUGCGCCGGAACGGUGGUUGGGAGAAGAACGGGGGAGGAGGUUUGAGGGGGAUGUCAAGAGUGCGUUCAAUCCGUUCUCACUGGGGCCGCAUAAUUGUCCCGGGCAGAAUCUGGCGUGGUUGGAGUUGAGGUUGAUUUUGGCUCGGUUGCUGUGGAGGUAUGAUUUGUCGAUUCCCCCGGGGGUGGAAUUGCCGCGGUGGGAAGAACAAGGCAUCUGGUGGUUCUGGGAUAAGAAGCCUACGGUUUUCCUCUUGUACGUUCGGAAGGAGGUCUAG
Aspergillus ibericus CBS 121593 is the source of this 1503-nucleotide messenger RNA. RefSeq names its product cytochrome P450. Lineage: Eukaryota; Fungi; Ascomycota; Eurotiomycetes; Eurotiales; Aspergillaceae. Gene Ontology annotation, molecular function: monooxygenase activity; oxidoreductase activity, acting on paired donors, with incorporation or reduction of molecular oxygen; heme binding. The transcript has 3 exons. The record is from RefSeq and is a predicted model, not a curated record. The coding region runs from base 13 to 1503 and encodes 496 amino acids.